CCGGUACAGAUCAGAAAAGUAUUGAAGAGUAGUCCAAAUGAUAUUUUUUUAUCUCUUCAAUAAAACCCUAAAUCUAACCUUCGGUUUCCAGAUCACCAACCAAUCCGAUCCACACUCAUCAUCUCGCCUCUCCUCUCCUCGCCUCGCCUCGCCUCGCCGUUUCUUCUCGAUUCUAGCUCGGUGAAAUGAGAGACGUCAAACUGAAACCUACUCAUCAACAACAAGAAGAAGAAGACGAAGAAGAGAAUCUAUCUUCGUCGUCCCUGAGCGUUAAAUCAACACCAGAGAUCGAGAAAAAGUACGUCCACCGAGUCUACGACGCCAUCGCCCCUCAUUUCAGCUCCACAAGGUACGCCAAGUGGCCCAGAGUCGCCGCCUUCCUCGAGUCGUUACCUCCCGGAUCCGUGAUCCUCGACGCCGGCUGCGGGAACGGCAAGUACCUGGGCCUGAACCCGAACUGUUUCUUCAUAGGAUGCGACAUAAGCGACCCGCUCAUCAGGAUCUGCUCUGAAAAGGGCCAGGAGGUUCUCGUCGCCGACGCGGUUAAUCUCCCUUACAGAGACGGGUUCGGCGACGCGGCGAUAUCGAUCGCUGUUUUGCAUCACUUGAGCACGGAGGAGAGGAGGAAGAGCGCGGUUGAGGAGCUGGUUCGGGUGGUUAAGCCUGGCGGGUUUGUGCUUAUAACGGUCUGGGCCGCGGAGCAGGAGGAUAAGACGCUGCUCACUAAGUGGACGCCGUUGUCUCCGAAGUAUGUUGAGGAGUGGGUGGGACCGGGUAGUCCGAUGAAUAGUCCUCGGAUGAGGAACAACCCGUGCUUCGGUCUUGAGAGCAUUCCGGAGAGUGACGUGAGCGUGAAGGAGCAGAAGGAGGAUGAGAAGAGUCUUGAGAGCAUUCCGGAGAGCGAUGAGAGCAGCACUAGAGAGGGUAUGAAGAUGAUGAAUCAGCAAGAGUACUUUGUUCCGUGGCAUUUGCCUUACCACCGUGCUGAGGUUAGUGGUGCGUCUGCUUCUGCACUUGCGAGUGGGCUUGCGAAGAAAGACGAUAGGAAAGGAGCUGUUGUGUACAAGAGAUACUACCACGUCUUCAGCGAAGGCGAACUUGAAAGGUUGGCAUCUGGAGUAGGGAAUGCAAUGAUAGUUGAUAGAUUUUACGACAAGUCCAAUUGGUGUAUUGUUCUUCAGAAAGAAGGUUUAAAUAAAGAUCACUGAAACCAGGCUCUUUGGCUUCAAACUCAGUUUUACCUUUUUUCCCAUCUUUCUGAAACUGGAACACUCCAUUGCAGUCACCACUGGAGGUUUUACCAUAUGUAAUUCAAGUUUUUUUUUUCUUUUUAUGGUUGUAGUUGAGAUUCUGUGGCAGCUCAUUUGUUGUGCAAUUUCGUUCAUUUGUAUAACAAAAGAAAAGAAAAAGAAUAGUGCAUUUUUUGCUUCCUCA
Raphanus sativus (radish) is the source of this 1434-nucleotide messenger RNA. RefSeq names its product tRNA (carboxymethyluridine(34)-5-O)-methyltransferase. Gene Ontology annotation, molecular function: S-adenosylmethionine-dependent methyltransferase activity; tRNA binding. Lineage: Eukaryota; Viridiplantae; Streptophyta; Magnoliopsida; Brassicales; Brassicaceae. Gene Ontology annotation, biological process: tRNA wobble uridine modification. The transcript has 3 exons. Bases 186 to 1208 code for a protein of 340 amino acids. Gene Ontology annotation, cellular component: nucleus; cytoplasm. The record is from RefSeq and is a predicted model, not a curated record.